Messenger RNA from Chrysemys picta bellii (western painted turtle), 9091 nucleotides. It is a transcript of the gene RAB11FIP5, whose product is annotated as RAB11 family interacting protein 5. The record is from RefSeq and is a predicted model, not a curated record. Gene Ontology annotation, molecular function: small GTPase binding. Gene Ontology annotation, biological process: regulated exocytosis. Lineage: Eukaryota; Metazoa; Chordata; Testudines; Emydidae. Gene Ontology annotation, cellular component: recycling endosome; phagocytic vesicle; early endosome.
GGAUCUGGACACGGAGGGGGCGGGUCCGGUCCAGGGCCCGGUCGCAGCAGCUGUGCGAGCCGCUGAGGGACUCGGGAGGCGCAGGGCGGCCCCGGGGAUUUGCUUGGCCGCUGCUGCCGCCUCGGUUCCCCCUUCCCCCACCCGCUUUUCCCGGGGAGGAAAGUAACUUUGCGGCCGCGGGGGCAGGGCGUGUGCAGCCGCAGAGAGCCUCCCUCUUUCCCCGGCGAGGAGUUUGCACCGCAUCGUCCUUGCAGGAGCGUCCCGGGAGCCGGGCUCUGCAUUGCCCGGAGCCGGAGGGAGCCUCGCCCCGAGAGCCGGGCUCUGCAUUGCCCGGAGCCGUCCUCCUGCAGGGGCGCCCCGGGGGGAGCGUCUCCCCGUCCCGCCCGGAGCCAUGUCCCUGCUGCGGGUGGCGGAGCAGGAGCCGCCCCUGCAGCGCUGGCUGCCCACCCACGUCCAGGUGACCGUGCUGCAGGCCCGGGGCUUGCGGACCAAGGCAGGGGGCGGCGGGGGGAAGCCGGGCACCAGCGAUGCCUACACCAUCAUCCAGCUGGGCCGGGAGAAGUACAGCACCUCGGUGGCGGAGAAGAGCUCCGGCAGCCCGGAGUGGAAGGAGGAAUGCGCCUUCGAGCUGCCCCCGGGGGCCCUGGAGCUGGAGGAGCCGGCGGACUGGGGAGGGGGCUCCCCCCGCGGCCAGCGGGGCUGCGAGCUGGUGCUCACCGUCAUGCACCGGGCGCUCAUCGGCCUGGACAAGUUCCUGGGCCAAGCCACCGUGCCCCUGCAGCCGGUCUUCAGGGAGAGCCGCUCCAUGAAGAGCCAGUGGCACAAGCUACAUUCCAAGGCUGGGAAAAAGGAGAAGGAGCGAGGAGAGAUCCAGGUCACCAUCCAGUUUACCCGCAACAACCUGACGGCCAGCAUGUUCGACCUUUCCAUGAAGGACAAGCCCCGGUCGCCCUUCGGCAAGCUGAAGGACAAAAUGAAGGGGAAGAAGAAAUACGAUUUGGAAUCUGCCUCUGCUAUCAUCCCCAGCAGCACAGGGGCCCUCGACAUGGAGGAGGACUACGAGCUAGGGCGCAAGAAAUCCAAAGGCAAGGGCGGUUUCUUCAAGAACAAGCUUCGCAAGUCCUCCCUGACCCAGUCCAACACCUCGCUGGGCUCCGACAGCACCACCUCCUCAGCCAGUGGUAGCCUGGCUAACAACUUUGGCAUAACCAUCAACGUUCCCGAGGUAACCAAAUCCCCGAGCAGACACAGCAGUCUGUCCACAGAGCACUCUGUGAAAGACUAUCUGCCUUCACCAAAAUUAACCCACAAGAGAGCAUUCAGUGAUGAGAUCUCCCAGGUUAACGUGGUAGCAGAGCCGAAAGCAAUCCAAAGCCUGAAGCCAAAGAAUGACCCUGUCUCCAGAUCCUCUCUCUGUGUCAAUGGAAGCCAUGUUUACAGUGAUGAACCUGCACCAAAGAGCCCGAUGUCUGGCCUACCGAGCUCCUCACCGCUGUCCCUGCCUCUACAGAAUAUCGCCAGAAAGUCCGAGGAGGGUUUCCAUGCUGGCUUCCCUCCUCCUGACUCUGAAGACCUGCCAUGGGGAGCCAGCAGCUUUGAGAAGGGGCAGCAGAAAGAAGAGCCCAGAUUCCUUCCCUCUCCUCCCAGCUUAGCAGUACAAGAGGAGAACAAGGUCUCAACCAAAGCGGUAACCCUCAGCAACCACCUAGGCAGAGCCAAGUUGGAAGAAGGCAGCCGCUUAGAGAUCAAACCCGUGCAGAUCGCAACACCGCUGGUCUUCUCCAUGGAGGUGACGAAAGACAAACCCCUUGAGGAAACCAGAAAGGAAGACAAGAAGUCCAAGAUCAGCCUCUUCCACCACGGGGGGACCAAAAGUGAUGCAGGGAACAAGAGCUUGGGAGAGAAGCUGGGAUCAUCCCUGACCGUAUCUCCACAAGUAACAGCUGCUGGAGACGAGAAGAGUAAGAGCAGCAGCUGGUUUGGAUCCAAGGACACCAAAGAACCUUCUCAGAAACCCAGUUUCCACUCUGGGUCGCAAGCUACCAAAGAGGUCGUUGGGCACCUUUAUUCCUCUGAGGAUUACAGUCCCUCUGCCUCCAUAGGACUUAACAAACCACAGCAGGAGUCUUCAACCCAAAGCGCUGGCGCCCCUAUUCCAGAAGCCACUCCCACACCCCAAGGACUCCGCCCUCCUCGAGAACAGACUCCUGUUGCUCCUCCCGUCUGUGACUGGGAUGACACCUUUGAUGCCUUUGCAACGAGUAGACUCAAACCAGAAAUUGGGGAGGAAAGCCUUUUGGCUUCUGUAGUUAUGGAGGGCCUGGCCUACGUCGAUGAUCCGAGUCCAACAGAAAGCCCAGCUGAACUGGCUCAGGAAAACAAGACUGAGAUAGCGAAGACUGAGCCACAAGCUAUUGAUGAAGUGUCUCUAGGCCCAGGGUCCUGGGCAGAUGUAACGCUCUUAAAAGGAAUGGAGGCAAACUUACUGAAGACCGCGCAGGAAGCUACGCUGAGAGAAGAUGGUGUGUUGGGUCAUUUGCCUUUAAGCUCUCUGUUGGAGAGUGAGAAAACUAGCACCUCUCCACCUUGGUCAGCCUGGUCUGCAGUGGGAGCUUCGGGGAAGGAGGAGGAUGUAGCAGCAUUGACUACUCAAAAUAGUGCCAGAGCGAAAUGGGCCCCAGAAACGGUGCACGUAGAAAAACCGACUGUAGCAUACAAUGAGGAGGAGCCCAGUAGUGCAGGGGAAGAUGAAUGGACAACCACAGGCACAGAAACAAUUGGCGGCCUAUCGGAAAGCGACCGAACCGUCGCCGAGAAGGAACACGAGGUUGAAGAGAGCCGGUUCAGGCCGUGUUCACCUUCCGAUGACGGCAUCUUUGAAGAGGAAAGCAGCCCUGUGAGUGCCCCAGGCUUAUUGACCAAAAGCAAUUUAGUCUUGGAGAAACCCAGUGAGGCACUUCCUGGGAAUAACGCUGUCCUACCAUCAUUGGUGUCAAAAGUGGAAGCAGCGGAGAAGCCGUCAGCUGUAGUCGACGUCAGUGAUGGUCAGGAUUCUAGUAACACAGAGGGGAUGAUUGAUAUAAAGCCACUCGGAGGUGGGCUUCAGAUAUGUGCACAACUGGAGGCAGAUGAAGCCAGCAUGAAACUAGGUUCUGACUUUCACGAGACACACGUCCCCUCCGCUGUAUGGACUGAGACCCCAGAGAGAGAGGAUCAGAACAGCGAGGCAGCUGGUUUGGAGAUGACCAUGGGGGCACCGCCGCCAAAGCCUCGGAGAUGGUUCACACCCGGGGAUUUCAGAGAGGAAGGUGAUGAGGCCAAUUUGGAGACGCAGAGGAGCCAGCAAGACAACGAAUCUCAGCGUGAAAAUGAGGAGGGCCCAGAGGUGGAAAUUGACCCGCAAUAUACCCAUGUAAGCCGAGAGAACGGUUCCCCAGUGGCUGCCAGCCCACCUGCGUUGAGAGCAGCGAUAAUUGAAGCAAAAGCGAGGUCUGUCCCUUCGGUCGCUGGAGAUGCUGAUUCCGCCACAGAGGACUGGGUGGCUAAUUUGAAGGCAAAAGCUAAUGAGUUCGCAGAACGGGACGCCUCUUCUGGGGAAAACCUGCUAGAGAUAAAUGAGGAGACUGGAGCUGAGCAGUUCGAGACUUGCCCUUCGAAAUUCUCACUAGACAGAUUAGGCCUGUCAGAUGCUGAAGACGACGCAAACAAAUUGGAAACGGUAAAGCCAGGCUUCCCUCCCCAGUCACAAGAGCUCACCGAGCGACGCUCCGGCGCCGGGUGGGGCUUGUCGGAGACUGCACCGGCGUUCCCAGAGAGGAACGAGAUACUCCCUGAGCAGCUGAUUCCUUCAAAGCCCGAUACUCCUAGAGAUCCGGAAUCCAGCCGAUCGCUGCCGUUCUGCAUGGCUGUGGAGGAGCAGUGGCCAGCUACUCACUACCCGAGCCCCAGCCCAGCUAGCCAGCUUGAAAGUCCUCAUCCAGUGAAGCCCAUAAGUGCUGCCGUGGCAGAGGUCUCCGGGGAGAAGAAGCAGCACAGGUCCACCCUGACCACUGCCCUGAGCAGCGGCCUGGAAAAGCUGAAGACCGUCACCACGAGUAGUGUCCAGCCAGUGACCCCUUCAUCGCAGCUGGAGAAAGUGGAGUCCAAGAAGCUAAAGGAUGCUGCUCUGCCGGACCAGUCUGCCAAGUAUUAUCACCUGACCCACGAUGAACUCAUCCAACUGCUGCUGCAGAGAGAGAAGGAGCUGAGCCGGAAGGAGGAGCACAUCCAUGAACUGGAGAACUACAUUGACCAGCUGCUGGUGCGCAUCAUGGAACGGUCUCCCACCCUCCUUCAGAUCCCCCUGGAAAAAAACACGACCAGCAAGUAACCUCUGCUCAGAGAUCUCCUUGGCGUCACUUGCCCACAGCACUCCUGGAAUAAACACGCCAAAGACACCGGAUUCUGCCCCUGCACACACUCUGUCCCCACCUCUUACAAGUAAAACCCAAGAGGGCUUUGGUGGCCCAUACAAAUGCGCAGAGAGUCUUUCAGUAAAGACUAGCUGUAUCACCUAACAAAUGUGCACUAGCUCCAGGAAACGAUCUCAUCGGGGCAUAGAACACUGCAAUGCCCCGCCCAGGAACUGGACUUCUCCCCCACGGCCUGGCAGCAUGGUUCAGGAACAUCUCCUGCCAAAGCUGGAAGGAGUCCAUGGAACUGGACGCCUGAGAAUUGGAAAUGUGCCAUCUAGCCCCUGACUUCAAGCUACCACCCCUGCCUGUGUUCCCAAAUGACCCUGGUCUAUCAGAAAUGGGGUGUCCUGGCUUGCUAAGAAAGUUCUCUGGAUCGCUGCUGCUGCUGCCACAGCUGAGGAACCUUACGUGUGACACCGGAAAAUCACAAGUGUGUGGCUCUUCCCCAUCUUGCUGUGCAUGCCAGUGAGGCAAGGGGCGAGAGGGAGGUCUAGCUUCACCUCUCUUCCUGUAUUUCGAUGGGAACCGUUUCUUUGCCAGCCCAAAGGAAAGGGUUCCCCAUCCAAUUAGGAAGCUCCUCUCUGAGCACUAAGUCCCUGGCCGUAUGGGAGCGGAGACAAAAAGUGACACUGGUGAAAUCGGCUGAGCGUGACUAAGCAUGUGUCAGUGCUGGAGCACGAGCUGCGUUGGUAACUUUACUGCACGUUUGCCUCUGUGACAAAACCCACUCUUCCUUACCCAGCUCAGAACAGAACUUCAUCCCCGUGGCUUCCGGGGAAGGGACCUGUUGAUGUUCAUGCAGCAUCUGUCCCAUAGAACUUCCUUCUCAAAGCCACCCUACCCAUCAUCUUGUUGGCAUCAGUCAUGGCUGAUAUUUCUGCACAGUAUUAUCUCGUUAAACACCUCUAUUCGUGUUUACAGGGCAUGUUUGAAACCACCAUGGCCCUUGACACUACUUGCCUACUUCUUUGUAUUUAUCUUUUUGUUAAUGUGCCUGGAAGAUGCCGUAAGGAACAGAAGCUAGAGUGUGACUGCCCAGCCCUGUCUGCGUGCAUGACAGCCCAUUUAGCCAGAUACAAUCUAUAAUAAACUAGCAACUCACCACUCUAAAAUACCCCCAGGAUUAACAUUAUGCCUAGGGCCUAGAUGUUUCACUGGGCCAGCACUCUCAGGAGGUGUCUAUGUAGCGCUAGAUUUUGGGGCCUCAAUGAACAAGCUCCUCGUUGGCUGGUUGGUUUAGUAGCUGCAAGUGUGGUGAGGCCGAGGGCUUGACUACGAGUGGUACACCUGGGACAGUAGAAAACAGCAUAGUUGCUGGUUCUGAUGUGCAAUUGGGCGGGGCCAGAAGUUGCUGUUGUCUUCCAUUUUGGUUUUUAGCUCUUGUCAGUUUCUUCUCUCUGUUCCAUCAAGGCAUUGGGUGGCAGGUCCUCUUGCAGGUGAAGAAGCGGCCGUGUUAUCCCAUCGAGACAGUGAGGACAGGGCCUGGCACCUAACUUGACUUGGACUUCAGUGUCCUGAGCCUGGCAAAGGGGCAUUGUUUCCACUGGAGCCCCUGGAGUUUUUGCUGGAGCUUUUAAGCCUUUUUCACAUUCUUUCACUGUUACCUGUUUAAAUGUAUUAAAAGCGACUUCGGAAAGUUGUGCUUUUGGUAAUAGAAUAAGAGCAGUUUCCUGCUAAAAUGGUUGAUUCUUUAAACCCAACCUGCAGUCCAAUGUAUUAUUGUCCUUACCUAGCCCAGCCUUGCAAAAUUCUACUUGCCCGCCAGGCUCAGGUAAGUUGGGGGUGGUUUUGUUUGGUUUUUAAAGCAGAUAAAACAGACCAUCCUGGGCAAAGGGUGGGCAAGUCGCUUUGUGUUCCGGGGGUGGAACACUUUUAUGCAAGGCUGGUGUAAUUGACGUUUUCUAUAAGGAUAGUAAUACGGGGUGUAUGUGCCAAGGCAAAGGGUGCCUGGGUAAAGCCAGUGCUAGAACCUGUUAGGGAGUCAUGCCCAAAGGAAGCGUGAGUCUGCCAGGGAGGAGAGAGCUAUUGGAACAGGAGGCAGCAUGUUGAUGGGAGGAGCGGUUUUAAAAGGGGAUCUGAUAUUACAGUAAUUGAGAAUUUCUGGCCAUAUCCAGUCUGUAAAAUAUCAUAUAAGGAGGAGGAUCUUAGUCCCUUAAACACUGGCCGUGAGCAUUUUGGUCCUAUUUGCCUUUGUUUCUAAUAGGAAAGAAGUCCGGGGUUUGCAUUUAUCUGCCUGCAUUGUUGUUCUUUGUGUGCAUGUGUCGCGGGGAGGGUGGGGGUAUGUUUAUAUUGUACAGUUUAGGGUUUUAAGAAAUGUAUCCAGCCUUUUUUCUUCAUACCAGUUCAAGUACCAAGAACUUCUCUUUGCACGUACAAUCAAAAGGUUCCCCUGGAGGGAGACCCAGGUCCCUUUCCUGGUUGUAUGCCUCUUGGAAAAGGUCUUCCUUUUAUUUGAGGAGGAGUUGCAUCCAGUGUGGUUUAAGGAGGCAAAAUUUGCGUAAAAACAGUUGUGCAACUAAACCUACCACACCGUGGUGUGGAAGGGAGGGCAUGAUCAAAGACAGGCUAGCUGGAACAUGGAGGCCUGUGUCAGAUGGGUAUUAUAAAGGAGGGAAGUCGGUAGUAUUUCAUCUCUAUGAGAAUAAAUGUGUCCAUACUGGCUUUUCGGCAGCCUGUUUAUAAAAGAUGCCUGCCCUGUUCUGUCUGUCCUCUGAAAUAUACCUGCUUCCUUGGGGUGGCACAACUCACCGCUGGGGGACUGCCAUCAUUUCACUGUUCUUCCCGUGUACCAUGCAGCAGAAACAUACGAGACCAGAUCAUGCUGCCUGGUACCAAACGGUUCCUCCUGUUGGCUUGAUCCCUGGACAGCCUCUAGAGCCAAUUAAUUGCUCUCUUGGAUAGUCUUUCUUGUAGGAUUUUGUUUGGUCUUCUCAUCCUGAGGACUGACUUAUUGUAGGUGCUUUCCACACCCACACAAGUGCCAAUGUUUUUAAAGAGCUCUCUGCACCCCUAUCCGCUGCUUCUUAAUCCUUUUGUUACGAUUUAAUCACAUCUUUCUGCCUUAGUCUGUUUUCUGCCUUUUCAAAGCUUGAAUGUUUGGCACUUUAUCUAUUCAAGAUAACCUUGAAGAGCUGCAUCACAAAGAACUGUACCAGGAAAAUGGACUUGUUUAACGGGAAACGUGUUUCCUUUCCUCCUCUCUCUGUAUCCCACUGCUGUGGGAUUGAACCCCAUAGACCACCUUGCACCAAAGGAAUCCACUCAGUGAAAAGUUGUACGUAGCUGAAAACGCUGCCAAGCGGAUAUAGUAGCUUUAAAAUGUCCAAGCCUUGAUUCUACACUGGCAGGGAUGCUCUGAGAAACCACUUGGGGGACUCAGCGUUCCUGGUGGAGCAGGUACUGCAUGGGCAGCACGACAUCUGAGUUAACCAAAGUUAGAGUGUGGGGAGUAUGGCACAAACCUAAUGAUGGUCAUGGCUAAGAGGGUGUGGUCCAUCCCUCCCCUGUUUUGGGUGUCAUCGAAUUGACUGUUAGAAUGUUCAGAAGUCAGGAAUUUGUGAUUGAACUUGGCUAGGGAAAGGCAUCCUUGAGGAGAGGUGUCUUUGGUAAGUCCACUUACUGUUUUGUCCUCCAUUUCUCCACUGCCUUACAAAUCUUUCUCCCCAAGUGAUUAUGCACCACAUAAUGGAGCAGAGAAUUUUAAAUAUACCACAAGUGUCCAGAGAACUUGGUUAAAACCAGAGUGGCUAUUUAAUUAACAUCAUCUGGUACUAAAAAAAAAAAUGUAUUGGAGAGUCUGAUGUGAAGAUUUUAAAAUGUAGAUGUCUUACAGAAAGGAGGCAGAGGAGAGAUGUAUUUGUUCUAAAAACGAUUGAUGCUCCUGUCCUGUAUCCGUAUUUAAAGGAGGUGGUUGUGUAAAAACAAGGAGUUGAAAGUAUGUCAUUGUCCCUAUGUACCAAUCUAAUGCUGGAACCCUCUUGGUGAGGGUUCGUCACUACAGGUGAGAUGACUUUAGUAUAUAUAGAUCACCUUCCGCUGUCAACGGUGUGGCUGUUUAUUCAGUUUGAAACAAAGCCAUUCCCGUAACUGUGUGUCUCAUCCCAGUCUAGUCGGCCUCUUCCCCACACAAACUGCUUUGCAGGGUUUUUCUGCAGAUGUGUAGCUGAUUGCAUUUAUGCUGUGCUUUGUUGUCAGCCCAUAGGGUCAGUAAACUGUUUUUUUAAAGGAAGCCCAUCAAGCAGUCUGUUUCUUUAUUUUCUCUUCCGGCCAGGGGUUAAGGGGGUACAGAAGAGAUGUCCAGUGAUGACCUUAAACUGGAACAAACCUGAAGGGAUAUGGACACUGAAAGUGUCUUGUAAAUCCAGUCUAUUUGAGUUGGAUGAUCUUGUUUGUAAAAAACAAAAACAAAAAAAACCGGUAUGUUCUGUGCUAUAAACGUGUGUUGGAAAUGCACCCAAAAAACCAGGGUUCAGACUGUUCAAAUCUGGGGGGUAUGUUGAGUUCCCUAUUCUUCACAGAGUUGGAAAGUGUUCUGCUUAUGUUUCUUGAUUUAAUAGUUGCAACUAAUGUUUAUAAAGAGCUUGUUAUUUACGUUUUAAGCACUUUAAAAAAAAUAAAAAUUGUUCAAACUGUUCCUA